Messenger RNA from Rhopilema esculentum, 1534 nucleotides. RefSeq lists its product as uncharacterized. Lineage: Eukaryota; Metazoa; Cnidaria; Scyphozoa; Rhizostomeae; Rhizostomatidae. Gene Ontology annotation, molecular function: calcium ion binding. The record is from RefSeq and is a predicted model, not a curated record.
AUUUAUCAUCAUAAACUAUACUUCGUAAGCGACACAGACCACUACCUCAGAGUCAGAUUCAGAUCAAGGGUAUCUACUUCCUGAAUCAUCUUCAAUUAAUCCUACAAAAAAGAGUGAAGGCCUCAACAUCUGUUUCCUGUGUGGAAGCAUUGAACACAGGGGUAUGACAGAGCAACGAUAUGGCAAACAGCAACUACAUUUCGACUCCUGGGUUUUCACCGCUGUGGUUUUCACUGCUGUUGGUUGCCCUGUAUCAUGAUGUGAACGCUCUUUGUGGAUCAAGGACAUACAGCGCCAGUACAGUAAAGAGCACUUUCUCGUAUAUGAACUACCAAAACAACGAGAUUUGCCAUAUCACCAUACAGCCUUCUUACAGCAGAGGUUACUACUUAGAGAUUCGCUGGGAUCAGUUUGAUGUAGAGGGGUAUAUGCCAUCCUGUUCACACGACUAUAUCGAAGUUUUUCUUACAUUACAAAGUAAAUCCAUUGGAAGGUACUGUUCUGAUAACAUUGGAGUACAGAAACUCUUCAAAAUGUAUUCUGCUGAUGGCUAUGCUAAGAUUUUCUUCAAGACGGACAGCAGUAUCACCAGAAAAGGCUUUCAGUUUACUUACCAGCUGAAGAGUUACAGCAGCGGAUAUCUGGGUACAUAUGGAAGGGAUAACUGCUAUUAUGAUAUCGACUCCAAAUAUGCUGGAAUAUUCUAUUCGUCUGGUUGGCCUAAGGGGUACACCAAAGGAGAUGCCUGUACCCAUAGUCUAAAUGUGGCUGAGAAAAGACAUACGCGCAUCGCAGUUAUGGAUCUCAAUUUGCGCAGUAUCUCAACACCGUGCAAUAGUAGCAGUGACAAUGUUGUAGCUCGAGAAUCAUCUGCGUAUUAUUCGUCUCUGCUUAGUAUAAUUCUCUUCGGAACUGCUGUGACAAAGACACUUUGCUCAACGUGGCAACCCGGAAUUGCAACAGCUACCAAGCAACAUACAUAUAUCACGUUCACUAGACCACUCGGCUCCUACCCGACAUACACAGAAAGAGGCUUCAUGAUUGGUUACAUCAGCUAUAGCACAGACAUAUGUUUUCAAAAUCCUUGCAUCAAUGGCGGAACAUGCGUUGCAUCUGGUAAUUCACGAAGUUGCAGCUGCCCUCCAGGAUUCACCGGAGUUCUCUGCCAAUUUGGAAUAGAUGAAUGUACAAGCAAUCCAUGUCAGAACGGAGGAACGUGCGCGGACAAAAUAAAUGGAUACAAUUGUACGUGUACAUCUGAAUACAGUGGCAAGAACUGUGAGACAAAAAAGGAUUCAGGGGACACACUGACCACCAUACUAACUGCAGUUUUUGGAGGUACAGGGGGAUUGUUAAUAUUAUCUUUCAUUAAUUUCAUUGUUGGCUUGAUAAAGAGCCAUAAAGGAGGUGAGGAAAGAGGUUGUUGUACAAUAUUUUGUACAUUUAAUAUAAACACAAAAAAACAGGAUGACUAGCGAUAAAAAGGGGUUGAAAAGAUCAUUCUUGUGAGAUCGCUGUAUAAUUAAUUACACAA